CAACACUUUCCCAAAUUUUCUUUUCGCGGAACCUCUGAUUGAAAAUGUAGUUUUGGUUUCUAAUGUACAUUUAGCGGUAAACCAGCGUUGGAAAUUAUACUGAAGGAGAAGCAAACGGUUGCCUUUUAGCCUUGAAUGAAUCACUAAGAUGUCUUUGAACGACUUUGCUAGCAGGGCAAUUCAGUGCCAUGGAGUGGAAGUUCCAAUCAAGAACCGCAUUCGGUCAACAAUACCCCGCGGAAGGCGAGGAGUUUCUUCAUCUCAUGGGAGCAAAGACAACAAAACCGCCUUUGAUGGCCGAAAUUUAUCGCAGUCCGACUCACCAAGAUCUUUGUGCAGGAUCUCCGACAAUGGAUACGCUUACAGCUGCCCUGAUGUUACAUUUCCGUUUGGGUUUACGAGAAAUGAGUGUAAUAUGUUGGCAACACGACAAAAAGUAACAAACUACCUUUUCCAUAUUUAUAAUGAUAAUGGACAACCUGUGAAGUCCGUGCAAAGAACUAACAGUUUUCAUUCUUCGAGUUUGGGUGUUAAAUCCGUCAGCGCACCAACUGUAGCUAAAAUAAUGUCUCCUUCCGGGAUAACAAAUCGUUCUCUGUCAUCAAACAAGCGUGUUAGUUCUUCUGUUUUGUCUAGGAGAAGUGAAAAGAGCAACAGAAUAACAGUUCCUCGCAGAGAAAGCCUUGUGCAUGAAAAGGAAACUUCUAUUGACGAUUCAUCAGCAGUGAUAAUCAUUCGAAGCUUGAAUCGUGAUCUUUCUCCAUCUGCGCGUUUAGAGCGGUAUUUGAUUAGCUUGCAACGUGCAGGGUAUCUAACGGGUGCAGGGAAAGAUGGAAGGGAAAGUACCUCGGUCGAAUUAGCCAGAGGAAUCACCAAAAACGGGGAAAUUAGGUUAAAGUCGAAAUUUGUUCCCCAUCCACCAGUGUAUUUAUUUGAUAGAACGAUAAAAGAUUCUCCAUUUGAUAAUAAAAACAGACGAUAGAUACCAUACUUGUACCAAAGGAAAAUAGAAAUGCUCAGAAAUGUAGCUUUGUACCAUUCUAUUCAUGAGCGAAAGGAAUACAAGCGUAUGUUGAUUGCGUACUCAUAUCAUGCACUUACAAAACACACUGCACAUAUAAACUUUCAGAGCGGAAAAAGGAAAAACAAAAAAACAAAGAAGUUGAAACUCUGAACAAGUUAAUUCAACUUAGCGGUCCAUCACGCUAUGCCCUAAGGUGCUAUAGGCGCUUCUUCGUACACAAAUGCAAGACAGAUCGUUUUAGAAACAGUUGUAUUAUAAGAUCCUGUACCGUUAAGAUUAAUACUGUACGUAGGUUUUUCUAAGUCCCUUUAUUGUAUUUUAUCCCUUUUUUACUUACUUUUGAACAUUUAAUCAUUUGUAUAUACGCAAUUCAGCCUUCGGGCUGC
Molecule: messenger RNA, 1410 nt
Organism: Stylophora pistillata
Lineage: Eukaryota; Metazoa; Cnidaria; Anthozoa; Scleractinia; Pocilloporidae
Source: RefSeq, a predicted model, not a curated record